GAAUCACAAUUUUUAAAUCAAGUGUCAUUGUAAAAGGCGCUUGUCAUUUGUUCCGUAACCCCAACUGUCACAUUUGAGAUCUUUAUGCCUCAAAAUGUGGCGUUUAAAUAGCGAUUUAUUAUUUGCCACAUAAUCGCAGCGGUCACAUUUAAAAUCCUUCGAAACUUUAUGCGUUAAAACUUGCUGUCUUAAAAGUUUUUUGUUAUUCGUCGCUUUCAAAUCUGUGGGCACCUUGUACCUUACGAUAUGUGACUUGAACAGCGACUUAUUAUUCGUCGAAUAAUCGCAGUGGUCACAUUUCAAAUGUUCAGAAAUGAUGUGGGUUACGAGAUGCUGCUUAAAAUAGUAUUUAUUAUUCGUUGCGUAAUCACAAGUGACACAUUUAAAAUCUUUGGGAAUUUUGUGUUAAGCCAUGCAAAUUGAAUAGGUAUUUAUUAUUAGUUGCGUAAUCACAACUGGCACAUUUCAAAUCUUUUGACAAUUUGCGUGUUAAAAGGUGUCGCUCUAAAAGUUGUUUCGUAUAAGUUACAUAAAUGCAAUGGUCACAUUGUGCUUUAGAAGAUGCAGUUUUAAAUGAUUUUUAUUAUGAGUUGUAUAAUCACAAGAGUCACAUUUCAAAUCUUUCGAAACUUUGUACUUUAAAAGAUGCUGUCGUAGCUAAAUUGUUGAAUAAUUACAAGUGUCACAUUGAAAAUCCUUUAGGCCUUUCGAACUAGUAUUCCAGCUCAGUAGUUCCACUGUCCUGAGCGCAAUUUAUGUCUUUACCCUUGAUUGUCGUCGAAACUUCGUUGCCAAUGAAAAUAUGUGUUUCAAGGGACCAAGUGAUUUUCUCUUCUUGUUUGGGUUCAACUUAAACAAGUAUUUCGACAGACAUUACUGUAAAUAAUCAAGAAAACCCAUAUAUAUCUUAUAUAUAUGAGAAAACCUCAAUUUUUUUGUUUUUUAGGUUAAUUAGGUACAAUGUUGCCGAGUCGUAUGUUAAUAGGUGCGUUUUGCUCUAAAGGUGCGUUCAUAGCUUUCCCUUACGUUUCCAUUUGUCCGUUAACCAAUCGGAAGAUAGUAACUUUUUAAAUCGUACGACGUACGACGGAAAAGUUGGUUGAAGUUGUACAUUUUAGUUGCCGUUGGUUCGUUUUUAACAAGAAUAAGGGUUCGUUACGUUGUUGACUUUUAACAGCAAAUUUAACAGUGUUCGCAUAAUCGAACGCACCUAAUAGAAUCGAAAACAAUGUAAGAUAUUGCAAUAAUUCAUUUACGGAAAAACUGUCUCGAAAAGUGCCCAUUUCAUUUUAUAUGUUGAUUGUUAUUGUUGAUAGAGUCACGUUUAGACCUAACUGCGAGUGUUUGUAAAUGUGACUAGCGGCAACAGUGGAAACUUUCUAACCUAAAAAUUUAAUGGACCGAUUUUUGUUUGUAAAUGCCUUUUUGUGAACUUCGAGACGAUCAAUUUUAAAUAAACGAACUUGUUCCCAUUCCAAAUUAGUUUAACAACAUCCCUAGUUUAUUAGGGGCGAAGAUAAUUUAAGGUUAAAAAGGUGCGGACACGUGCGUUUCUGUUUACAAAAUAUGUCGUUUCGCGGUAAUCGCGGCGGAGGAGGCGGCCGAGGCUUCGGCGGUCGCGGACGCGGCGGUCGAGGCGGCGGACGUAACAGUUUCGGCGGCGGCGGCGGCAGAAAUUUCGACCAGGGACCGCCGGAGCGCGUUAUACCACUCGGCUACUACGACUAUCCGUGUCAGGACGAGCUGAUCUGCAAGGUGGAAAUAGAGGACGUGCCGUUUUUCAACGCGCCGAUUUACCUCGAGAAUAAGGAGCAGAUCGGGAAAAUCGAUGAGAUAUUCGGCAAUCCGAGGGACUACUCGGUUACAGUGAGACUGAGCGAGAAUAUGAAGGCGUCGAGCUUUAAGAAGAACCAAAAAUUGUACAUCGAUCCCGCGAAGUUGUUGCCGUUGCAGCGGUUUCUGCCGAAACCGCCGGGAACGGUGCAGAAGCGCGGGGGUAGAGGCGGCGGGCGAGGUCGUGGCGGAGGUGAUAGGGGAAGAGGCGGGGGGCGAGGUGGAUUUGGGGGAAGGGGGGGUGGAGGAUUCGGUGGCAGGGGUGGAGGGCGUGGUUUUGGUGGGGGUGGAGGGCGAGGCUUCGGAGGAGGCGGUGGUGGACGUGGUUUCGGAGGUGGAGGCAGAGGAGGUGGACGUGGAUUUGGCGGAGGUGGAGGUGGUUUCAGGCAAAGUGGCGGUUACUAAGAAUAUUUUAUCAAUUAUACAUUUAGUUCCCUAUUUUUAUUAUUUGUACGUACGAGUUGUGCUAUUAAUGUAAUAGUGAUUUUGUAUGUGUAGUACAUGUUACGUUGUACAGAAUUUUUAUAAAUAAUUUUAAGUACUAA
This is a messenger RNA of Photinus pyralis (common eastern firefly), 2378 nucleotides long. Its product is annotated as probable H/ACA ribonucleoprotein complex subunit 1. Gene Ontology annotation, molecular function: box H/ACA snoRNA binding. The transcript has 2 exons. Gene Ontology annotation, biological process: snoRNA guided rRNA pseudouridine synthesis; ribosome biogenesis. The record is from RefSeq and is a predicted model, not a curated record. Gene Ontology annotation, cellular component: box H/ACA snoRNP complex. Lineage: Eukaryota; Metazoa; Arthropoda; Insecta; Coleoptera; Lampyridae. The coding region runs from base 1567 to 2238 and encodes 223 amino acids.